Messenger RNA from Cuscuta campestris, 764 nucleotides. NCBI's taxonomy places the organism in Eukaryota, Viridiplantae, Streptophyta, Magnoliopsida, Solanales, Convolvulaceae. The record is from the annotation of a GenBank genome assembly.
ACUAAGACCGUAGAGGAGUCUAUUCAUGUUGUCUUUGAUGAAUUUGAUGCUCGCUUGGCGAGAAAAGGUAUUGUUGAUAAUGUUGCAGGUUCUUAUGAUGAUGAAGAAGAAAUCGUUAAGGAAAAGGAACCGGAAAAAGAGAAAACGCAGGAACAAACGGAGCUUCCUAAGGAAUGGAGAACAUUGAAGAACCACCUGAUUGACAAGAGGAAGGAUGCCAAGGUGCAAGAACGCUUCAUCGCGUCAAGAAUCGGCGGCAAAAAAGGGUGAGAGGCCAUGGCGUCGUGAAGGGAGCAAAUACAUCCACGUACAAACCGGACUCGCUUUCAACACUGGGGCUUCAGCCGAGAGGUUCCACAACACCUUUCUCACAAAGGAGAUUGUCUCACCUAAGAUUGUGGACAAGGACCUCUUCAAAUUGGCGACCUAUGCCCCGAAAAGUGAGGCUUGUGUGAUUCAAGUUCUCAAGUUGUACCGGUUUUUCAAGCACCCGUUGAAGCUUGAAGAUUAGUAGGACUUUCGAGAGAGUCUCUCGGAGGACUGGACUAGCCACGAGGUGGUGAACCAGUAUAAAUCUCGGUGUUCUUCUUUCCCUUACUCUCUUUAUUGAUUCCUGCGAUUUUAUUAUUUCACACACGCGAAAAACGCACAUUCUUGAAAAGAACUCUAUUCACCCCCCCUCUAGAGUUGCACAUUUGUCUAACAUGAACAUCAACCUAAGUCUAUGAACAAAUGUAAUAUGUGAAGAAAAUUAGGUUUGCUUA